Molecule: messenger RNA, 7514 nt
Organism: Bombina bombina (fire-bellied toad)
Lineage: Eukaryota; Metazoa; Chordata; Amphibia; Anura; Bombinatoridae
Gene: SBF2
Product: SET binding factor 2
Exons: 41
Coding region: 79-5703 (1874 amino acids)
Source: RefSeq, a predicted model, not a curated record
UGUACGUCUCAAACAUGGCCGAGCUGUUGCGGCCAAGAUGCUGAGAUUUUACGUAGGAAGAAAGAAUACCGAACAGCCAUGGCGAGGCUGGCUGACUACUUUAUAGUGGUGGGCUACGACCAUGAGAAGACAGGCUCGGGUGAAGGUUAUGGCAAGAUCAUUCAGCGAUUUCCAGAAAAAGACUGGAUCGACACCCCUUUCCCACAAGGAAUAGAACUGUUUUGUCAACCGGGAGGAUGGCAGCUCUCGCGAGAAAGGAAGCAACCAACAUUUUUUGUUGUGGUUUUAACAGACAUAGAUUCAGAUCGUCAUUACUGUGCGUGUUUGACUUUUUACGAGGCUGAAAUCAACCUACAGGGGACCAAAAACGAGCACAGUGAUGGUGAAGAGGAGGAAUCUGGUCUAAUUCAGCCGGCCCAUAUAUUUGCUCCAAAAAGCUUAGUAUUGGUGUCUAGAUUAGAUUAUCCUGAGAUUUUUAGGGCCUGUCUUGGACUAAUCUACACUGUUUAUGUGGACAGUCUAAAUGUGUCACUGGAGAAUCUCAUUGCAAACCUCUUAACAUGUAUCGUCCCAGCCGCUGGGGGUUCACAGAAGCUGUUUACCUUAGGCGCAGGAGACAGGCAGCUCAUUCAGACUCCUUUGUAUGAAAGUCUUCCAGUUACAGGCAGCAGCGUGGCACUGCUUUUCCAACAGUUAGGAAUUCAAAACGUGCUCAGCCUCUUUUGUGCUGUUUUGACGGAAAACAAAGUUCUUUUUCAUUCCUCCAGCUUUCAACGCCUUAGUGACGCUUGUCGUGCUGUAGAAGCAUUGAUGUUUCCUCUUAAAUAUAGUUACCCUUAUAUUCCAAUCCUCCCCGUGCAGCUCCUAGAGGUGCUGAGUUCUCCCACACCGUUUAUUAUCGGAGUCCACUCCUUGUUUUGCACUGAGAUCCAUGACCUGUUAGAUGUGAUAAUCGCAGACUUGGAUGGCGGCACAAUCAAAAUUCCUGAAUGUAUUCAUCUCUCACAACUACCGGAACCGCUGCUGCAUCAAACACAAGCUGCGCUUUCUCUUGUCCUCCACCCUGAUCUGGAAGUUGCAGAUUAUGCUUUCCCACCAUUGCGCACCUCUAUGUCUCACAUAAAGAUGCUGGAUAAAGAAGUCCGAGGAGUCUUCCUGAGGUUGUUUGCUCAGAUAUUCCAGGGUUACAGGUCUUGUCUUCAGCUCAUCCGUAUCCAUGCAGAACCUGUCAUCCACUUCCACAAGGCGGCCUUCCUUGGUCAGCGUGGUCUGAUAGAGAACGAUUUCCUCACUAAAGUACUUAAUGGAAUGGCAUUUGCUGGCUUUGUGUCAGAAAGAGGGCCUCCGUACAGAACUUGUGAUCUAUUUGACGAGCUGGUUUCCUCUGAAGUUGAGAGAAUUAAAGAGGAUGAACUAUACAACGUGCAAAAGACACUGAGACACGUCAGGGAACUUGCUGAACAACUAUUCAAAAAUGAAAAUCCAAAUCCUCACAUGGCAUUUCAGAAAGUUCCAAAGCCAACUGAAGGAUCCCACUUACGAGUUCAUAUUCUUCCCUUUCCAAAAAUUAAUGACCUCAAAGUUCAAGAACUUAUCCAAGAAAGUCUCUCCAAAAAUCAAAAUGCCAGCCUGUCCGCUCGUGUUGAAAAGAAAUGUGUUGUUCCUGCUGGGUCUCCUGUUGUUUCCAUAUUGGAUAAGAGCAGCUCUGUUUUCAACAGUGCUAGAAGACUGGAAGUUGUUAGAAACUGCAUCGCAUACAUAUUUGAAAACAAAAUAUUGGAAACUGAAAAGACCCUUCCUGCUGCAUUGAGAGCGCUUAAAGGAAAAGCAGCAAGACAGUGUCUUACAGAAGAACUGGGGCUACAUGUUCAACAGAAUCGAACAGUGUUGAACCACUCGCAGUUCGAUUACAUAGUGCGAAUGAUGAAUUGCACGCUGCAGGAUUGUUCAAAUUCAGAAGAGUACAACAUAGCUGCGCUGCUCCUUCCUCUUGCCACUGUAUUUUGUAGGAAAUUGUCCCCUGGUGUGAGUCAGUUUGCUUAUUCUUGUGUGCAAGACCAUGCAAUAUGGACAAAUCAACAGUUCUGGGAAACAACAUUCUACAGUAAUGUUCAAAAUCAAGUGCGAUCCCUUUAUUUAACUACAAAGGACAAUAAUGAAGUGGAUUCCUCUUUGUCCAAGGAAAAUGGCAUUGAAACGCAGAACCAGGAAAACACAGUUAUGGAUCUGGCUGCAGAGCAGUUACGUCUGUGGCCAACGCUGAGCAAAGAGAAGAAGCAGGAACUCGUACAGAGCGAGGAGAGCACGGUUUUUAGUCAAGCAAUUCACUUUUCAAACCUAAUGGUGUAUCUGCUGGUACCACUAGACACCAGCAAAAACAAACUGCUAAGAACAUCUGCUACUGGGGACUGGGAAAGCGGAAGCAACAGCAUCGUUACAAACAGCAUUGCUGGAAGUGUUGCAGAGAGCUACGACACCGAAAGUGGGUUUGAGGACUCGGAGAAUGAUAUUGCGAAUUCUGUGGUCCGCUUCAUCACUAGAUUCAUUGAUAAGGUCUGUACAGAGAGCGGAGUGACACAAGAUCAUAUAAAGAGUCUACACUGCAUGAUACCGGGUAUUGUGGCUAUGCAUAUAGAAACGCUGGAGGCUGUGCAUCGGGAAAGCAGGAGACUUCCACCCAUUAAAAAGCCCAAAAUCUUGAGGCCAGCCCUGUUGCCUGGGGAGGAAUUUGUGUGUGAAGCUUUGCGUGUUCUUCUUGACCCUGAUGGAAGAGAAGAAGCCACAGGAGGGAUACUUGGAGGUCCACACAUUCUACCAGCAGAGGGCGCUCUAUUUCUCACUACACACAGAAUCAUCUUUAAAGGGACUCCUCAUGACCCACUAGUGGGAGAGCAGACCGUCAUCCGAAGUGUCCCAAUCUCUUCCAUAACGCGAGAAAAAAAGAUAAACAUUCAGAAUCAUCUCCAGCAAAAUAUGCAAGAGGGUCUCCAGAUCAGAUCAGCAACAUUCCAGUUAAUUAAAGUAGCAUUUGAUGAAGAAGUAAGCCCUGAAAUGGUGGACCUCUUUAAGAAGCAGCUAAUGAAGUUCCGGUAUCCCCUUUCCAUCUUCAGCACGUUUGCAUUUGCAGCAGGUCAGACAGCGCCUCAGAUAAUCUUACCAAAGCAGAAGGAAAAGAACACAUCCUUUCGAACUCUUUCUAAGACAAUUGUGAAAGGUGCUAAACGAGCUGGUAAAAUGACAAUUGGGCGCCAGUAUGCUGCAAAGAAAAAAAACAGCAUAAUAUUAGAAGAGAGAGGGAGCCGAUCAGGGGGAUUUGAAGAUGAUGAUAUAUCUGUGUCAGAUGAUAAUGAACUGCCAAGUGGAACAUUAAAAGCAUCUGAAAAAUCGACAAUGGAGCAGUUGGUGGAAAGGGCGUGCUUCAGAGAUUAUCAGCGUCUGGCCCUAGGAACCAUUAGCAACUCCUCUUCACGAUUAAAAACAGAGCACUUUAGGGUCACAGCGAUGAACAGAAUGUACUCUCUUUGCAGAAGUUAUCCAGGCCUUCUAGUUAUACCUCAGUCUGUCCAGGACAGUAGCCUACAUAAAGUCGCCCGCUGUUAUCGCCAUAACAGACUUCCUGCAGUGUCCUGGAAAAAUUCUAAAACCAAUGCAGUGUUACUUCGUUCUGGAGGUUUUCAUGGAAAGACAGUUGUUGGUCUCUUCAAAUCACAAAAUACACAUACAGCUGCUCCGGCAUCCUCAUUAGAGUCAUCAAGUAGUAUUGAGCAGGAGAAAUAUCUGCAAGCCUUACUGAACGCUAUCUCUGUACACUACAAAAUGAACGGCGGUAGUACUCUCACCAUCCGACCAACCCUUGCGUUGUCACCAGGCAGUGAAAGAAAGACUUCGAAAAUGACCAGUGUGGUUAAACAUGUUGUACCCGGUCACUUGGAUGGCAGUCUGUCCAAUAGCUUUGCUCGUGGAGGUGUAUGGGCAAGUCUUCGUUCAAGCAAUCGCUUAAUCACGACCCAGACUCCCCUUAUUGAUGUUGGAGCACGGCUGGCUGGAAAGGAUCAUGUCGUACCCUACAGUGACAACUCCGCUUUGCAGAAUCAGCUAUUGAAGCGCCAGGCAGCUCUCUAUAUUUUUGGGGAGAAAUCUCAAUUAAGGGGAUUCAAGUUUGACUUUGCAUUGAAUUGUGAAUUUGUUCCGGUUGAAUUUGGAGAUAUUCGGCAAGUGAAGACAAGUUUUAAGAAACUGAUGAGGGCGUGUGUACCUAGCAGUAUCCCUGCAGAUUCCGAAUUAACGUUCCUUAAGUCAUUGGGAGAAUCUGAGUGGUUCUUGCAGAUGCACAGAAUAAUCCAGCUCUCUGUGAUUGUAUCAGAACUCAUGGAAAACAGAUCUUCUGUUAUGGUUUGUUUAGAAGAAGGCUGGGAUAUUACCACACAGGUUGUGUCGUUGGUGCAGCUACUUGGAGAUCCCUUUUACAGGACACUUGAAGGUUUCCGUAUGUUGAUAGAGAAGGAGUGGCUUUCAUUUGGACAUAAAUUCAGCCAGCGCAGCAAUCUCUCCCUCAACAGCCAAGGCAGUGGUUUUGUACCAGUUUUCUUACAGUUUUUGGAUUGUGUACAUCAGAUACACAAUCAGUAUCCAACAGAAUUUGAAUUUAAUCAAUACUAUCUGAAGUUCCUGGCAUUCCAUCACGUCUCCAACCGCUUUAAGACAUUCCUUCUGGACUCUGACUAUGAAAGGUUGGAACAUGGAACGUUAUUUGAAGAUAAAGGAGAUAAACACACAAGAAGAGGAGUCUGUAUAUGGGACUGCAUUGAAAGAAUGCACAGGAGAAGUCCAGUUUUCUUCAACUAUUUGUAUGCACCCACUGAAGUGGAUGCAUUAAAACCAAGUGCUAACAUAUCUACCCUAAGGAAGUGGGAAUACUACAUGGAAGAGACUUUAGCAACUGGUCCAUCUUAUGACUGGUGCAUGGUCCAUUCACGAUUAAAUGCUGCAGAAGAGCCCGACCAAGCUGAAGAUGCUUCUAAGCAGAGUAAGAGGAAAGUGGUUUGGCCAUGCUAUGACAACAUCUCCAAAGUCCAACCUGAUGCAAUCACGUACCUGAUUAAUGAAAUCGAACGUUUGGAGAACAAGUUAAAUCAAAGUUCAGAAAGGUGGCAGCUUCUGUGGGAAAGAGCAAAAAUAAAACUUAAGGAAGACACCAGAAAAGAGAAUAGGACUCCCUCCAGCCUAAUGUCCGCUAACCUUCAGUCGUACCAGAAAAGGUCAAUGGUGCAUCUUCCAGACAGUGGGAUAGGAGAGGAGCAGACUAUGGUGUCUCCUUCCAAUGGCGUUGAUAGAAGAUCAGCUACACUAUACAAUCACUUUACCUCAAAGAAUGAGGAGAACAGGUCAUUUGAAGGUAUUCUGUACAAGAGGGGCGCUUUGCUAAAGGGCUGGAAGCCGCGUUGGUUUGUACUUGAUGUAACCAAACACCAGCUGAGAUAUUAUGACUCAGGUGAAGACACAAGCUGUAAGGGGCAUAUCGAUCUAGCUGACGUUGAGACUGUGGUUCCUGCAGCGCCAUCUAUAGGAGCGCCUAAACAUGCCAGUGACAAAGCGUUUUUUGAUGUAAAAACCAGCAAGCGUGUGUAUAAUUUCUGUGCGCAGGAUGCCCAGAGUGCGCAGCAGUGGAUGGACAAGAUACAGAGCUGUAUUUCUGAUGCGUAACGAGUCUGUGCACUGGAGAUAUCUCUUUUAUAGAAGGACUGUUUUUUUAUUGUUUGUACUAAAGUGCCCAUUUUAUUUCAAGCAGCAUCUCAUGUAACAAAAUACAAAACUUUUUUUUUAAAUAUUUUUUUUUGGUGUAGCUGGAUGUAGGCACCGGUGACCUGUGCUUAUUGCAGAUUAGUCCCGCACUGGAACAUCUGUCUAGUGGAUGCUUAGCACGAGGGAGCAGCAGUCUGGUUUUCUCUUUCAUUUAUCUCUAUCUAACUUUACUUCUUCACACUUGCCAUCGUUAUACUUUUACACCCUGCUCCUUAAUGCUCUCUCUGGGGGUUAGAAAGAGAAGCUAAAUCCAGCUGUGUUCAUCUCAGAACAAAGUUUUUAAACUGAACAACCAGCUUAGAGACGAUUCAUUGUCUCAUUUCGUGUCAGAGACAAAUAGAUAUUUCACAAAUAUUGUGCUAACUUUGCAAGGGUACAAGCUACUGAUUUUGGAACCCUUCACCUUUAAAUAUAAUAUGCAGCUAAAGAUAACCCGUGCCCAUAAAGUUUACAGUUUGGUUGUUUUUGCCAUUUUGUGUAAAGAUGUUCAUUUUAGAGCUGUCAUAGAUCUGAGCUAGUCAGUUCUUUGUGUUUACAAUACAAAACCGUGUAUAGUUUAAUUUUUUCAUUUGAUAUUUUAACGAAAUGCAAAAAGCAGCUUAUCGGAGUCUAGUAUUGGUGCAGUGCAGAAAACAGUUCCUUUGCUUUUGAACUUGCAAUUUGUAUUGUAAUUUCGAUAGUAAAGUCAAAACAAGUGCUAGAACUAGUUUCAUAAAAUAGGAAAUAAAACCCUUUUCUUUGUACCAUGUGCAGGUCUUUCUGUAUUCCAGUUGUGCACUAUUCCUUCUUGGUGUAAAUACAUAGAAAUGCACUAUACCGUAAUGCAAGCACUUGCACUUAAGUCUUUGAAGUAUAAAAAAAAAACAAAAAAAAAAUAAGAUUCCAAAAGAAAUGGCUCAGAAAUAACAGUAUAUAAAAUCCACUAUGUACAUAGGUUUGUUUUCAAUGUGAAGUUGAUAUUUCAAAACACUUACCCUUAAUUUGUAAGAAUGUUUUAUUAUUUUUAUCCAAGAACAAUGGGUAUGUUUAAGUCCUUAAAGGAUUAAUGUGUAUAGCCAAAAUAUGUGUUCUCUACAGCCUCUUGUGAUAUUCUUGACUGGAGUAAUUAGAUAGCAAAUUUGAUUUUAAACUGUUAAUAUCGUUCUCUUCUAUUUCAAGGUUUGUACUGUAAAUAAAUGAUUUUGUAUUUUCUGAUGUUUCAAAAUCAAGUUAUGCCUGUAAUUUAAUAGCAGAAUUUAUUCACUACUGCUAUCCAUCAGCAGUGAUUUGUGUUAAAUUAACAAAACUUAUUUUAUUAUUUAGAUUUACUUGUUGGUUGGUCAAUUUUACUUUGAAGCCACACAUUUUCACUAGAUAGUGCUUGGAGACAUUCCAUUCUCUACCCAAUAGGAAUAGUUUUUUUCUUAUUUUAUUUCAGAAUGAAGGCACAUGUAAGAGAUUUUGUAUCACCCAGUUUCUAAAUUGUCACAGGUGAAAAUGACACUUUGCACAUUUGUUCUUGUCUUUGUAUAUGAAGUACCUUUUAUGUACUUUGUAAAAUAAGAGCCCAUUGUUCGUUAGAUACCAUAAGGGGGGAAAAUGUAUACACUUUAUUUUUUAACUUGUUUUAACAAUUGUAUGUAUUUGUUCUGACGUGUAUGCUAACCAUCUUGUAAUAAAUAUACUGCUGUUAAAAGUGGUGUAAAUAAAAACAUACAGUGCAUUUAAAAGAA